AUGUCCUAUUACGACGAUGACCGGCCUCGCCGGCAAAAGAGCACCCGCGAGCGAUCUCGAAGAGAUGACUAUGAGGACACAGUUUACGAUACAAGCACGAGAGACACUCGCAUAGUCAAACGGCGCGAUGACAGUGUUGAUUCGAUUGAAGAAGUGUCCCGCGACUUUGCCCCUGGUGAUCGCGGCACCGUCUAUCGUGAAACCACUGUGCGCAAGAGUGGCCAUCGGCCCGUCCGUGCUAGGUCCUCUGACGAUCGCUAUUACGAUGAUCGUUACGAUGACCGCUCAUAUGUUUCGCGGCGCAAGUACGAGGAUGACUACGUUGUCGUCGACAAUCCCAAACGUAAAAGCCGUGACUAUGACGACAGACGUCGCUCUCGACGCUACUCCUCCGACUACGAUUCUCGCAGCCGCAGCCGCAGCCGUUCACCUCCCAAGAAAGAGCGCAGAAAGUCCACCACUGAAGAGCUGUUAGGAUCCUUUGGCCUGGGUGGUAUUGCCGGUACCCUGCUCGGAAAGAGUAAGAGUCGUGACAGGUCGAGAUCCAGUUCGCGCGAUGGCCGUCAUCGAAGCCGGAGCCGAGCUGGUCGCCGUUCGUCGUCCGAUCGAUCGCGAGCCCAAAGCAAAAGCCGUGGCAAAGUUCGAAGCGAACAAAUCUCCCAAGCCAUCAAAGCUGCCGUCCUGGCUGGCGCUGGUGAGGCAUUCCGUGCUCGAAAAGUUGAAGGUGGCUGGGGCGGCGAGAAAGGCAAACGGAUCAUCACCGCGGCCUUGGCGGCUGGAGGUGUCGAUGGUUUGAUUUCGGACAAGAACGACCCUCAUCACCAUUCAAAGCGCGACAUUCUAGGCUCUGCUAUUGCCGGUAUGGCGACCAACCGCAUCAUCAACGGGCCUCGGUCGAAAUCCCGCGGCAGAAACGGAAGCCCAGACAGUCGUCGCGGGCGGAGUCAGUCCCGAGGCGGGCUGGGAGACCUCGCUGCUGGCGGCGUGGUGGCAGCCACGGCAAAGAAAGUCUUUGAUUCGGUCCGCUCUCGAUCGCGCGGACGUGCUCGUUCUCGAAGCACAUCGUCGGACAGCCGUGGUAGUCGAAGCCCUCCUCGGCGCAAGCGGAGCCGAAGCGUAUCUGCCUUUGCGGCCAAGGGUCUUGCAGCCCUGGGGUUGAAAGAUACAGCGGACAAGGUCGACCCCAACCGUGAGCGUGAUCGUCGCCGAAAUUAUGACGACUACUACGAUGAUGGUCGAUCAAGUCGAAAUGGAGGAUAUGGAUACAGUGAUUCCCGAGAUGUAGGUACCAUUCAACCCCACUUUGGUUCUCCUAAUGGCGGUCCUCGUUCCAUGAGCGUACCCAGGGGGCCGCCUCCUGGCUACGAGCUCGACUACGGCCCACGUCAUACUGGUGACCCAGAAACAGACUCCGAUUCUGACCUCGGCUCCAGUUCCGAAGAUGAGAAAGAGAUAAAGAAAGGUCGCAAGAAAAUGUUUAUUACCGGAGGUCUUGCGACGGUCGCGACCAUUCAUGCCGCGCACAGUGUCUACCAAAGCAUGGAAAAACGACAGGCGAGAAGAAGGGCUGUAAAGGAGGGUGAUAUCACCGAAGAGCAAGCGAGGCGAGCAAAGAACAAGAACAGGUUGCAGGAUGCUGCGAGUAUUGGAAUCGCUGCCCUUGGUCUGAAGGGGGCCUACAGUGAGUGGCAGGAGAUGUCAGAGGCGCAAAAGGAGGCCAAGGAGGAGAAGGAGAAGCGUGAGCGACAUAAGAUGAAGCGAGAAGCAAGGAGACGAAAGAUGAGCAUGAUCGCCGCACACAACUAUGCCGACAGCGGCUUUACAGGGAGCAUGCCCAGUUUUCCAACAUAUUCUCAGACAACAUACCCUCAGAUGCAGUAUCCGGCGUUUCCUCCACCACCCGGGGCAUCAUAUAAUAAUGGGACAGCUGUCCACUACGCCGACGACAAUCCUUAUGGUGCCGUCACCAACCCACCCGCCUACGUGCCAACUCCUCCUCCCUUUCCUGUGGGUGUUCCCAGAGCAGAUACGAGAUGA
This is a messenger RNA of Fonsecaea nubica, 2037 nucleotides long. RefSeq lists its product as hypothetical. The record is from RefSeq and is a predicted model, not a curated record. The transcript has 2 exons. Bases 1 to 2037 code for a protein of 678 amino acids. NCBI's taxonomy places the organism in Eukaryota, Fungi, Ascomycota, Eurotiomycetes, Chaetothyriales, Herpotrichiellaceae.